UCAGACUUAUUUUCCAAGUGGUAAAAAUGUUACUUUCAAUAAAAAUACAGCAAAUUUUUUCUUGACAACAAGUGCACAUCUCCGUGUGUUGCGGGAAGGAGCUCGACUCCCUCUUUUUGUCGGCGGUUCGUCGCUCGCUAACUGAAUUGUUGGCAAACUUGUACCCGUCGCGCCGUAAAUUCUGUCUGAGGCCAAACUUCCCAACUCCUGACUUCGGCGAGUGAAUGUUUUAUCGUAAAAAAGCUUUAUGUCUCGGUACAGGCGGCGUGUGGUCGCUACGUAACCUGUCAAUAUCAGUGCCGCGCGCGGUGCUAUCGGGCGAGGGUCGAGCGGCGCUGCUACGCUGCUCCUACGACCUGGAAGGCGCGGCGCUCUACUCCAUCCGCUGGUACCGUGCAGAGGAUGAAUUCUACAGAUACGUGCCGCGUGAGAUGCCCCCCACCAUGGUCUUCCCCCUUCCAGGCGCCUCCGUCGAUUUGGCGCAGUCGGACCACCAACAGGUGCGCAUCGUGAACAUGAACCGGCGGCUGAGCGGUGACUACCAGUGCGAGGUGUCCGCAGACGCGCCACUCUUCCACACUGACAUACGCUCCGCACCGCUCACUGUCGUCGACCCACCGUUCCGCGCGCCGCGGCUACUGGUGUCGCGUCUGAGCUACGCGCGCAACGACCUGCUGCAGGCCAACUGCUCCGUGGACGAAGCCUACCCCGCACCUAAUAUCACAUGGACCAUAGAUGGACACAAGAUAGCUGAGACAAUCUCGUGGCAGUCGCCGGAGCAGGAUUUCAAGGAGCGCGGCGCGUUCAGUCAGCUGGAAGUGAGCAUCGUCGAGAGCCUGCAGUAUGGCGUUGAGCGAGCGGGGUACGCGGGGCAUGCGGGGGACGGGGAAAACUUCGCCCACCGCGCCGACCCUGAGUUCGAAAAGCGAGAAGUUCUCAGGUACACGCUGUCGGCGCCGGCGAGCGGGCAGUUCGCGCUGGGCUGCGUGGCCACCAUCUACGACGUGUACGCGCGCGGCAGCGAACAGGCGCACAUCAGGGAGGACAGCCCGCGCCCCGCCUCUGUCACCGGGGAGGACUCCUCGGGUAUCCAGACGCUGCAUAACAUCGUGCUGAUAUGUGUAUGCUCAUGCGCGGCGCUACAGAUGGGGUUAUGACCCCCUGCACUGUUGGCCGCCGCGCGCCCGCGCCGGCGCCCCUUCUAAUGCGCUCAAACUGAAUGUUGUGAUAGAUAAUAAUAGUUGGUGGUGUGAUGACGCGCUCCAGCGCAGCGGUCGCAGUGCACUCGGUACUUAUAAGCAUACGUGUCAAUUCCGAGUAGAGCUUGACUCGCUGGUCGCAGGUCGCAGGUUGCAUGUCGCAUGUCGCGGGUCGUACGCGUCGCGUCAACUACUCGUAUAAGAUACACUUAUUAAAUGUUGCAGAUUGCUAUAUGUAAAUAAAGA
Messenger RNA from Papilio xuthus (Asian swallowtail), 1445 nucleotides. RefSeq lists its product as uncharacterized. Lineage: Eukaryota; Metazoa; Arthropoda; Insecta; Lepidoptera; Papilionidae. The coding region runs from base 225 to 1157 and encodes 310 amino acids. The transcript has 7 exons. The record is from RefSeq and is a predicted model, not a curated record.